Molecule: messenger RNA, 635 nt
Organism: Trichoderma asperellum CBS 433.97
Lineage: Eukaryota; Fungi; Ascomycota; Sordariomycetes; Hypocreales; Hypocreaceae
Biological process (GO): tRNA processing; nuclear-transcribed mRNA catabolic process, RNase MRP-dependent; intronic box C/D snoRNA processing
Cellular component (GO): nucleolar ribonuclease P complex; ribonuclease MRP complex
Molecular function (GO): ribonuclease P activity; ribonuclease MRP activity
Source: RefSeq, a predicted model, not a curated record
CUUUAGAUACAUUCAACCAGCACUCCAAACUCUAUAAAAGCUCUAUUUCUUUUCGUCUAGACGCCCUAAACGAUGGAUCAAUUCAAUAGCCAAGACACAGAGAGAUCAGUAGUCGAAAAGCCAAGACUGCAAAAAUCUCACGAGCUCCUCACAUGCACCAUCAAAACACCGUCCUUCUCAUACAUCCAUCUAGAGCUCUUGACAGAUCCUCCCGGUGCAGCUGUUGAAUUGGACAACCUUCAAGUCAAGUCUUAUUGCACGGCCGCUCUAACCCAGUUUCUUGGACUAACAGGAACUGCAAUCUCUCUCGAUAUACUCAAAGUUGAAGCAUCUGCAUGCUGGAUCCGAGUGCCUCGAGAUGACCUUGGCCCGUUUGCUGCUGCGCUUACUGCCUGGAAAGGCACGAGUGAUGGGGGCGUCAAGCGCCUUUUACGUAUCAAACAAUGCUCUGACUGGCUUGGUACAAUGGCCGGAAGCGAUGGACAAGAUCAGUUGUGGAAUAAUGACUGAGGCAUUGGUGCUGCAUAACCUAAAAUAUCUAACCGCAAAGGGUAUAUCUAAGUGCCGCCUUUUUACCUGGCCGUGUUUUAUUCUUCAUUUUACUUUUUACUGUUUUUGAUAGUCUGUUGGAUACC